Lycium ferocissimum is the source of this 1395-nucleotide messenger RNA. Its product is annotated as F-box protein At3g07870-like. Gene Ontology annotation, molecular function: protein binding. The transcript has a single exon. Lineage: Eukaryota; Viridiplantae; Streptophyta; Magnoliopsida; Solanales; Solanaceae. The record is from RefSeq and is a predicted model, not a curated record. The coding region runs from base 1 to 1395 and encodes 464 amino acids.
AUGUCUGAGUAUUUGCCACAAGAAGUGUUGAUUGAAAUCUUUCUAAAACUACCCACAAAGUCUAUCAUUGAAUGCACAAGUGUUUGCAAGUCAUGGUAUUCUCUUAUUACUACUCCUAAUUUCAUUUCCCUUCACCUUAAAAACCAACAAGAUUACUUACUAGUGAGACAUUGCUCUGGAAAACCAGUGAAAGAAAUAUAUGCUUUAUAUUGUGACAAUGAGAAUCUUGAUCAGUAUGUUCAGUUUGAUUUUCCAUUUGACUGUGAAAGUCAUUUUAAUAUUGUGGGUAGUUGUAACGGGCUCUUGUGUCUUUCUGAUGACCUGUGUCGUUAUUGGGACAUUUACUAUAUUUGGAAUCCAUCCAUUAGAAAGUCAGUAAAACUACCCGAACCAAUUUUUACAUAUGAGAGAUAUGGUCCCUUUGAUCAUACACUUGGAUUUGGAUUCGACAAUGUUGCUAAUGACUAUAAGGUGGUAAGAAUUGUACAUACUGGUGAUUAUCUUGGUAGUGUACCACCUCAUGUUGAGCUCUAUAAGUUAAGCACCGGUGUUUGGAAAGACAUUACGCGUGUUUCUCCAUCUUAUAAGUUCUAUAAGCAGAUACCAGGAGUGUAUGUGAAUGGGGCUUGCCAUUGGGUUGCUUGUAAAGGGAAACGAGGAGAGGCUCAAAAUAUGAUGAUUGUUCUGUUUGAUGUGAAGGAUGAGACGUUCUGGGAGAUGAUGGUGCCGGAUAGUUUAGUUGUAAAGUUUGGGUUUAUUGCGGCUUGGUUCGAACUUUUUGUGUCGGAGGGGUCACUUUGUUUGGCUAAUCGUUUGUUUGAUGAUGACAAAACGAUUGAUAUUUGGAGGAUGAAAGAGUAUGGUGAUUCGGAUUCAUGGGUGAAACAGUUCAGCAUCAGAUUAAGCCACAUUACAUUUAAUGUUGGUGUCGAUGAUGAAUUUUACUCGUUGUUUCACGGUGGUCGUCAGCGUCAGAUUGCUCAUUUCUUGGAGAAGCCAAUAGCUUCAAGGAAAAAUGGUGAAAUUUUGUGGAGGGCGCACAACGGAUUCUUGGUUUCACAUGAUAUUGCGGCUGAAAAAAUUGAGAAUCUUGGCAUUUGUAAUGCCAACUUUUUACCCUUUCAUGAUGCACUUUAUGUGAAUACUUACAAAGUGAGCCUUGUUUUACUUGAUAAACGGAAAGACUGUUUUCCUGGAGACACCUGUGAAGAGUCACUCAAUUUAUGCAAGAGGAAGCCUAAAGGUGGGAGGAAAGUUUGUAAAGGCAACACUAAAAGAGGACUGCAGAUUUUAUCUCCCUUGCGCAUAAGUGGAUUGAUGUACAUUUCAAAAAUGAAAGCAAAGAGGUUGCGGAUGAUAAAACAGAAGAACAGGCAAGUUCAAAGACCUUCCUAG